Molecule: messenger RNA, 489 nt
Organism: Aspergillus mulundensis
Lineage: Eukaryota; Fungi; Ascomycota; Eurotiomycetes; Eurotiales; Aspergillaceae
Exons: 1
Coding region: 1-489 (162 amino acids)
Source: RefSeq, a predicted model, not a curated record
AUGCUUGCCAAAUCCCUCCUCACCCUCCUCGCAGCGGCAUCCACCGCCCUCGCAACAACCGACACCCUCCACUUCCUCUACGCAACGGACUCCUACAGCGGGAUCCAAAACUCCGGACACGGGUACUCGACCGGCUUCACCAUCACCGACGACGACGGCAACACGCUCUACAACGUCGCCGAUCCCGCCGGCUACGCCCCCUGCAUGACCAACAGCGAGAAAUUCCAGAUGACUUCGGACUGCUGGUCCGGCACCUGGACCUUCGCCUGCGAGUCCAAGUUCGACGGGAGCCCCAAGCUCUGCAGCGCGUAUGAUCCCAGCGGAAACGCGCUCCCGGGCAAAGCAGAUGAGGAUCUCAGCUUUAUUGGCAUUGCGGCUGGGAUUGAUGGGACUUGCACGGGAGAUUUUACGAUUGCGGGGAAUACCUGUACGGCUGAUAGUUCGUUUACGAUUGUUAAGCAUUAUCGUGGGAACUAUCAGUCUGUUUAA